This is a messenger RNA of Cheilinus undulatus (humphead wrasse), 7662 nucleotides long. RefSeq names its product protein kinase C-binding protein NELL1-like. The record is from RefSeq and is a predicted model, not a curated record. The transcript has 20 exons. Gene Ontology annotation, molecular function: protein binding; calcium ion binding. The coding region runs from base 85 to 2511 and encodes 808 amino acids. NCBI's taxonomy places the organism in Eukaryota, Metazoa, Chordata, Actinopteri, Labriformes, Labridae.
GCGCACAGCAGACCGGAGCGGGUUAGUGUGGAUACGCAGCGGAGCGCACGACUGAGGACUCUGUACAGCGCAACUCCAACACAAAUGGAUAUUUACGUGGCUUUGUUUUCCUUUUUCUUUUUCACCAAACCAGCUUUGGCUUUCGGAUCAGAUCAAGACUACCAGAUUGAUAUCAUCAAUGAACUUGACCUGGCUAAUGCCACCUAUGGAAUUACCCAAGUGGCGGGGCUUCACAACAGCAGCAAAGCCUUCCUGUUCCGAGAUGUUGGGAGAGCAGUUCACGCCCCGCCACACAUCACAGAGAAAGUGGUGCAGCUGUUCAGGAGUAAAAGCGAGUUUACCUUCUUGGCCUCCAUCCAGCAGAAAUCUUCAACGUCGGGAGUCAUAUUCUCCAUCCACGAGUCAGAACACAGCUACUUUGAGCUUGAGAGCAGCGGGGUGAGAGAGGAGAUCCGCUACCACUACCGCUUCAAAGGCAAGCCGCGCUCUGAGUCCUUCCCUUACCGCCUCGCCGACGGCCAGUGGCACAAGAUCGCUCUCACCAUCAGCGCCUCCCACCUCCUGCUGCACGUCGACUGUAACAGGAUUUACGAGCGAGUGAUAGACCCUCCUCAGAUGGAGCUCACUGCAGGCAGCGGAGUGUGGCUGGGCCAGCACAGCCACAAACAUGGGCUGUUUAAGGGCAUUAUCCAGGAUGUGAAGUUGAUUUUCGCUCCCAACGGCUACAUCACACAGUGCCCUAACCUUAACCGCACCUGCCCCACCUGCAGUGAUUUCCUAAGCCUGGUGCAAGGCAUCAUGGAUCUUCAGGAGCUGCUCGCCAAGAUGACCCUCAAGCUAAACUACGCAGAGUCCAGGCUGACCCAGCUGGAGGGCUGUCACUGUGAGAGGACCUGCAGCGCCAACGGUCUGGUCUACAGGGAUAAAGAGCUGUGGGUGGAGCCGGAGAACUGCAGGAACUGUGCUUGCAAGAACGGUGUGGUGGAGUGUCGCCGGAUCUUCUGUCCUCCGGCAAACUGCUCAGAGGACUCGCUGCCUGUUCAUGUCGACGGGACCUGCUGCAAGAAGUGCAGACCAAAAUGUACCUACAUGGGCCAGACCUUUUCUGAAGGCCAGCGCUUUUUAUCCCGGAGCUGCAGGGAAUGCAAGAACGGCCUGAUGGUGAAAGUCACAGAAACUUGUCCGGAGCUCAACUGCACUGUCAAUGAUCAGAUCUUACCAGAGGGAAGAUGCUGCAAUGUUUGCAGAGGUUAUGAUUUCUGCGCAGAAGGAGUCAUCUGUGGAGAAAACUCUGAGUGUAAAAACCGGAAUACUAAAGCCGAGUGUGAAUGCAAGAGUGGCUACGCCUCCAUCCACGGAGACUCUACGUACUGUGAAGAUAUCGAUGAGUGUGCCACCCAGAUGCAUUACUGCCAGUCCAACACGGUGUGUGUCAACCUGCCUGGCAGCCAUCGCUGCGACUGUCUGCCAGGCUUCAUAAGAGUGGACGAAUACUCCUGCACUGAGCAUGACGAGUGCGCCAGCGGACUAAAUUUGUGUGAUGAGAACGCCAUCUGCACCAACACCAUCAGAGGACACCUGUGUACCUGCAAGCCGGGCUACGUGGGCAACGGUACCAUCUGCAGAGCGUUCUGUGAGGAGGGAUGCAGGAGCGGAGGGACCUGUGUGUCCCCCAACACGUGUGUCUGUCCUUCAGGGUUUACAGGACGCCGCUGUGAGACAGAUAUCGACGAGUGUGCAGAAGGCUUGAUUGAGUGCCACAACCACUCCCGCUGUGUCAAUCUGCCUGGCUGGUACCACUGUGAAUGCAGAAGUGGUUUCCAUGACAAUGGCUCCUACCUGCUCGAUGGGAGCUCCUGCAUUGACAUCGAUGAGUGCAGUCUGCAGACACACACCUGCUGGAACGACAGUGUGUGUGUGAACCUCCCAGGAGGCUACGAUUGUGUGUGCACAUCUGGUCCGGGCUGCAGCGGCGACUGUCCACAGGAGGAUGGACUCAGACGCAACGGGGAGGACUGGAAACCAGACUUUGACCGCUGUGCUAUCUGCUCCUGCAAGGAUGCUCAGACGUACUGCAGGAGGAGACCCUGUGACUGUGGAGACCCAGACGAGGAUCUGUUCUGCUGUCCCGGCUGUGACAACAGGCCAAGCAGCCAGUGUCUGGACCAGAGCGGACGCACACUCUACCGUAGUGGAGCGUCCUGGCUGUACGGCUGCCAGCAGUGCCGCUGCAUGGAGGGGGAGGUGGACUGCUGGCCUCUGGUUUGCCCCGUGUUGAUGUGCGAGUACACGGCAGUGGCGGAGGGCGAGUGUUGCCCGCGUUGCGUCACAGACCCCUGCCUGGCCGACAACCUGUCAUAUGACAUCCGACAGACAUGCCAGGACCCCGCGGGUGUCAUACGCCUCAGCGGGGACACAUGGCAUAUGCCCAACUCACCCUGUACCACCUGCAAGUGCAAGAACGGGAAUGUUUGCUGUUCGGUGGAUCUCGACUGCCUUCAGAACAACUAAAGCUCUCCUCCUCCUUACACUGCGGGACUGCCAUGCCCUCCUCCCCCUGUCUGAUGACUCCCCAUUGGAUUACUAAAAACAGACUCACGCACACAAAUGUGCAUGCCAGAGUGUGCACAGAAAAUACGAACACACACUGGACAGACUGAAAUGAUGAGGCUGUGCUUUUAUGCCAUGAACCUUUCCACAAAAAGUGAAUGAACGUGUGUCUGUGGGUGCGUGUGAGCGGCUCAGGUGGAGACUGAGGCCAUGGUCACUACAGUCACUGUGUCGUGUAUGUAUCUUUGUCUUGUUUCCAUUUCACUACAUGUCAUAAAGAGAGCGCUGAAGCACUAAUUCUCCAAUCCAACACUAGAGGCAGGUGUUGGUUUCCAUUAAGAAUAGGAUACAGUUAUUAUCCAACAAAAAUAAUGUACCCUAAAUUCCUAUGAUGUCCUGUGCAGCUGCAGCAUCACGAUUCAAGUCUGACACAGAAACAAGAGAUGGUUUGAUGUAAAAAUAACAAGCAGGAAAGAAACAGAGAAACAGAAGUACCUUUGAGUCUGACAAUUCAUUUUCCAACUCAGAACCCAACUUCUCCCACGGGAAUGACUUUUUCAUGUAAUUUCAACAUUUUUUGUACUUUCUGCUAUGACAAAAACCUCACCUGAAGCCGUGAGAUGCUCCGUUUUGUCUUUGAUCAGAGUUAUUUCAUGAUACAUGUUGACAACUGAUGGUUUAAUCAUUGAUGGUUUUUGUUUCUUAGGAGCUGUGUUCGACAUUUUUCACCAACUGAUACAAAAAGCAGUUUAAACAAAGUGUGAAAAAUAUUGAGCUAUAGGCCUACAUCUUAAUCUUUAAUCUAAUUAAUGUGGUGAAAUUAUGGUCACAGCUUUGUGGAUGAUCAUGCAUUAAAACACAGGCUCAUAACGUUUGGAAGCAUUUUCUACACAUUUUUAUUUAAACACCUACAAACAUAAACAAAACUGUACCUUCAUUCCAGCCAGGUUUUCGUCCUGAUUCUUUUCCUUGUUUUAUGAUUUUUGCUGCAACUGUAACACAUACCAGUGUGGAGGGACGGCAAGCCGAGGAUAUCGAUAGAUAUCGAUGUAUGUUUUUCCUCUGGAGUCACAUGAUCACGCGAGGUCUUUGGCAGGUUGACGGUAGAGGUGGGAAUCUUUAGUCACCUCACAAUUCGAUUCAAUUUCGAUUCAUAGGGCUACGAUUCGGUUCUUAUUUGAUUAUUGAUUCAUUUUGAUGCACUUGUUUUUUUUACAUUUCUGUUGUUCUCACUGUGUCAAACAUAAUAAAAACAUUAUAUAUGUGUUUGGAAAAAACACAACAUAAAAAUGCCCUUUUUCACAGAUGAACAACUGGUAAUCUAAAUCUUACUGUUACACGCUGCGUGUUAAAGUUCCAUCUUUUUGUUCCUACUAUUCCACAGUAUUGAAUAUUUAAAUUAUUAACGAUUAUUGGACAUUUAUAAACCGAUUCAGAAUCUUCCACCUCCAUAUCACGAUGCAUCUAAGAAUCAAUUUUUUCUCCCACCUCUAGUCGGCAGGUGUGUGUUCUCAGUGGUCUCUCAAUCUGGCUGCGUCUCCCACAUUUUUAAAAUUGAUUCGAAAAUUGUCUAGUAUGUGGCUAGCCUUAGUGGAGUUUUAGGCUGGACCAACAGUCUUUUUCUUUAUUCAACAUCAUUCCUUACACUUUUGAGUGUUUUUUUAAGGACUGAAAUUUGUUAACUUGUUCAUUCUCAAGCUUUAAAUAAGGACUGUAGUUUUAGGUCUGAUCUACAGGUCUGGGACGACUGUGGUACAGUAGGUAGUGUCAGGCAUCCCGCAAUUGGAAGGUUGUUGGUUUGAUCCCCAGCUCCUCCAGUCACAUUUGGGCUUGGGCAAGACACUUAACCCCAGUUUGCUCCCACUGCUUCAUCAGUGGUGUGUAAAUGGAUGCGUUUGAAUAGGGUUAGCUAAUACUGAUGGUCAUCUUCAUAGCAACCUCUGCCAUCAGUGUGUGAAUGCAGAGUGAAUGGUGUAAAAGCGAUUUGAGUAGUCGAUGACUAAAAACAUUUACAUUUAUUUACAUUUAAAUAUUGAUAUCACUAUCAGAGAUAAAACUAAUAAGUCAAUAUCAGCAUAUGGGAUAUCCACAAAUUAAAAUACCAUGGAUCCCGAUGAGUGUUUAGCAGGUUGAUAUGAAGUUAUGUCAUCAGAAGGUAUUCAUCCUCUUGGAUGUUUUACCCUUUUAUUGAUUUCAUAAAUCCAUCAUGAUCAAUAAAAUUUGGCUUUUUUGACCAAAAAAACACCCUUAAAUGUCAAGUGACAGAGUUAAAUGGAGUAAAACUGCAGUGUCCAGAUGUGCAAGCCUGACUGAGACCUAUCCACACAGACUCAGUGCUGUGAUUUCAGCCGAAGUUGCAUCUACUAAAUACUGACUUAAAGGGGGGUGAAUAUUUAUGCAAUCUUUUAUUCUACAUUACUUUUUUAAUUUACUAAGUCAGACCUGUUCUUAACGGGAUAACGCUAAGAGCACUUCAGAUCAGACAUCGUCGAAUGGCAGUACUUAUAAAGAUUUAUUUGUGAUAUUAUUUACUUCAUAUCUACUUCAGCCUUCAUGUUCUGUACCUGACCCUCUAUCUACUUUCUAUUUCAAUGAAAGAGAAAGCAUUUCGGUGCUCUCACAUUCAGCCAUAGCUCUUGACUUAUUCUGGAGAGUUUGUGUUGGUUUGAACUCCUCUGACAUCUCCCAGAGAUCCUCAGCUGUAACCCACAGAGCAGCAGACAGACAGAAGAAAAGAUAAAGAGAGAAAAAGAGGAGAAGAAUUGUGGGUAAUUAAAGCCAUGUCAUGCAGGCCUGGAUUUGAGUAUGCCAGGAGGUCACAACGUGUCAAAACUGUUUACAGAUGGCCGGGCUUAUUAAGGCAGGAGAGGCUGGUGCUUUUCCUGCUGAACUUCUCACAUUUACAGCCAUGAUGUUGCUCCGGUCGCCUCCUUGUCCUCUCCUCCACACCUCCUUCAAUUAUCCUCAAGCUUGUCUGGAGAGCGCUAAAGUUUCCCUCAAGGGUUUUCGUUAUUGCCGUGUUUGGCCAGCGCCGUCUGCUCUUUCUGCUGGGGGGUAAAGUAAAGUAAAGGGAAUGCGACACGCUUUCUCAAGACAUUGCCUCAGAUAUUUGAUCUGUUCCAUUUGUUAUGCUUAUUUGUUACUUGUUUAUUUAUUAUGCUUUCAGCAUGAGAUAUCACCUGAUAACAUUGAAAGUAUGACCUGCCAGCUGAUGCUUUAAUCAGAUGGAAAGCUAUUUAGUCAUCUUACGGCUUAUCAUAAACCCACUGAAUAGUUUACCCAUAGACUAUUUGUUUAACAGAGACAGAAAAGGAUCCAAACACUUUGACCUUCCUCUAUUUAAAGUCAAACUUUCUCUUGUUUCUGGUCAGGUCUGUGGCCCCUCACAGAAGCAGCAGGAAAGCUGUUUUUCCAUUAUUUCAUGCACAGGUCACAUUGUUUGGUGGUAAUCUCACCAACUUUUUGGGAAAGGUGAUGCUAUGUUGUUUAACCUCUGGAGGGAAGCGGCACGCAGCGAGGUGAAUCCCACCGCUUUGACCUCUCAAUCACGAUGUCCUUGUGUCGUCUUUGUUGGCCACUUCAUCUGUUUUUUGUCUCACCUGAGCAUUCCUGUGUCCUCUUCUCUGUUAUUACAACACCGCUUGUAAAACUGAAAGUUUCAACUGUGCACAAAGUUCACACAAAAGAAAAAUAAGUGAUGUAAAUUGUUUCUGUAUCAAUUCAAAUUUUAAAGAGUAACUACACCCCAAGACCACUUUAUUUUCCUGCAUAAAUGGACAUUUAGAGGUCUUGCCUUUUGCCUAGGGUCCAUAUCUUGAUAUUUGAGUGUUAAAACUGUGUUUUGUGUUCAAUAUAUGCGACUGCCCUUAAAUGGUUAAAACCUGGUCGCUAAAAUAUUGUGUUUUUUUAAUUGGCUGAUCUGGUGGCAGAUGUGGUGACAGCACCACUCACUUUUUCGACAAGCUUACCUUCAGAAGAAGCACCCAAAGCUGAAAUUUACAGCGAACAGCAGGCUCCACCAAUCAGACAUUGCCAUCCUACUCUAGGGUUGUUUUCUCUGUAUUAGUUGGGUUAAUAAUUUUGUCCUCAUCAAUACCAUUGUUUCACACUCAGAUGGCUCAUGGUGAGGCUACAAUGGAUCACUAUUAUUGAUAAUGCUCCCCUCCGUAUCGAUGACUUCUUAAAGGCAUUUCUUUUCUUGUGUUUUUUUUUUUUUUUUUUUUUUUUAAUUUCAGGGUUGAUUCAUCUUAGGUGAAACUCUGGGGUUUAGUUACUCUUUACUGAAGUUAUUGAAGAGUGCACAUUUGUACAAAGAUGACUGGAAACAUGGUUUUCAGACUGCUCUGUCGACUGAUUUGAUAUGAAAUAUAAUGACUACUGUAGAACACUAUUUGCAAGUAUGUGUGUAAAUGUUUUUACAUACUGACGAUAUGAUGAUACAAUUAUACAGUUUUUUAAUUCUCAUUGUGUUCAUGAAAUGCGUGUUAAUUUUAGUCGACUGCUCUUCUUUUCAUUAGAUAGGCUCUGUUCUGCUGUAAAUACUGUGUAAAGUGGAGGGUUCUGUAAAGAGAGUAAGAUUAUGUGAAUAAUUCUCACUAUGGCUUCUUAGAAAUCUGAGCGUUGCAAGUUUGACAGAGAAGCAACAUUUCUAUUGUUUUUACUAUUUCUUUAUUUUUCUAUUCUUGCCUUAACCCUUUUAGUAUCCGUCAUAGUUUGUCUUUCCACCAUUUAAGGACACCAUCAUGGAUCUGUCAGUGAAGCCCGCAAAGAUCUGAAGAGCUUGGAUGGACUAUUCACUUCACCUUUUCUUUCAACACGCCUUUAUGAACUGAACUGAAAACGUCCACCGAGUACCAGACAAAAACUAUGUACACAUGUAAAAACAGAAAAAAUGUUGAAAUGGUCAUGUUGUUCUUGGUUCAGUUCCUACUAAAACAGAAAGCCAUUGUGUUCCUCCUUUAAUGUCUGACUUUUUAAAAGAAGCAGUUUUGGACCUCCUAGACCCCGAUGUGCUCGUUCAUGUUUUUUGAUAGAAGACCGCGGCGGAGGAAUCCCCCGCCGUCUGUUCAUUGUUACUUCUCCAGAUGAGAGGGGCCAACCUAAUUGUACUCA